GCCGUCGCAUCCUUCUGGCCACAACUCUUCAUUCUAGGGGCGCCAGCAACCAAGUCAUUCAGACCGAUCAAUCUAUAAUCAUACAGGCCCGUACUCUUCGCAAUCGCCCAAAAAUUAAAAACAGGGUGAGAAGAACCACCCACCGAAACCAACUUGCCCGUCCAUUUUUAUCUGCCCGCCCGGCUCUCCGCAGCCAUUGCAGCAUCAUCCGCUUUUAUCUUCGCAAUUGUCUGAUCCCGCUUAUAUUCCAUUACACGCUUCUCUUUGAAAUAUUUCACCUAUAAUAUUGCAAAAGAAAGAUUUUCGCAUCAAGAAUUAGCCAUCGUCGCAGUUCUAUUGGUCUUUUUGCGGAUAUUAUAGAAAAGAAAGAAGGAAGGGAAGAAGGGAAGAGAAAGAGAAGGAAAAUAUCGCAACGCACCCAAGUCUUCGAACAUGCGCCUUCAAAGUCGAGGAGUUCCUUCGGGCAUUUCGCGCGCGCCGUUUUAUCUUCCCGGACCGCAUCGACUAUGUUGUUUGCGUCUAGGCAUUCGAAGAAAGCGUCGCGGGCAAUGUAGCAUUGUUGUCGUGAGGAGCGGUCGGGGGCUAUGGAGCCGCCGUCUGCGGCUUUGGAUGCGGCGGUUUCGGAGGAUGAUGAGAACCAGCCCAUUGUUGGCGUUGUAUGGAGAACGAGGGGGGACGAGGACAGAUGAGUAAAGCAAGAUAGGAUCAAUUUAUUGGCGGAUGGAUUGGACGAAAGGAAAAUAAUACGGCGAUCUAAGCCGGUUUGUGAUUUUUUGUUUCUUGUAUUAUUUCUGAGGCCGUCUUCGUCAUUGCUGCUGGCUCCGACUUUGAUAUCACGUGAUCAGCGGGCAUGGCCAGAAUUCCCGGCUCCUAGAUUAUGACAACAGCAACUUUAUUUACGCAUCAUCAUAAGAAGGAUCAACAACAACAAGAUUUGAACAAUCAUCAAAAGUUCCUAACAACUCCAUAUUUAUCGUAAACAUCCAUCCACCUACGCAGGUUACCGCUCAGCCCCAUUCAUUGUAUAAUACCGCUUCCAUUAACGCGCAAGGCUUCCGGUCCGUAGCCUGAAAUGCCUCUGUCUGAUGCUCCCUUUUAUUCAUAAACCCAAACCAAAUCUCCUCCCUUCCUCACCGGCUUUAUGCAACGUCGUCGCAGACCUCCUCGGGCGGGGGCUCUUACCGAUUUUCCUCCGCUUAAAAUUGUGACCAAGAUCGUCUACCUCCAAGCCGCCUAUUACGCUUGCGCUACGAUUCUCAUCCUCUUCACCGCCCUGGUUGCUGGGACCGCCUUUUCACCUGACCUUAUACUCUCCUGGCGCAGCCUUAGCGGCGAUACGACGAUAGGAUGGACGCUCGGGCUCGCCUGGCUGCUUAACAGCGCUGUUGGUGUCAUCUUCCUCCUUCUCUGGGUCUCCCGCUCGAAACUAAUUCCAGACUUUGCGCUCACAAUCCACUUCAUACACUUCCUUAUCACCUCCUGCUACACUCAUGCGCUCCCCACCAACUGGCUUUGGUGGGGUUUACAGGUAGCUAGCUCAGCGCUCAUGACGUUCCUAGGCAUGUGGGCUUGCCGGUGGAGGGAACUGCAGCCCAUCGUUUUCGGCGGGUCUACUGCAAAUGCGUCGUCAGCUAGUGGUGGUGGUAAUCAUGGCACGAAUCGAUCAGGCGAUGAUACCGCUGGAGAUGGGGACGGUGGUGACGGAGGUGGUUUUUUUGGAUUUUCGAGAGGCAGGGGCCGAGGAAGGAAUAGGGAUGGCGGGGGAGAGUAUGAAAUGGUUGGAAUGAAGGAGAGAGUUGAUGAUCCUGUUUGAUGGUUGUUGUAUACCCUCCUCGCGACUAGCUCUUUUUGGGGUUCUGUUCCUUUCUUUUUCCUAGUUUAUAUACCCCUUGGUCUCUUUCAGUGUUUCCCUUGUCUUGCAUCGUAUUGGCGCGGGUUAGGAAUGUAUGGGCGGUGAAACGAAAGCCCUGUCAUGUAGAUUUGGCAUUAUUCUCUCUUUUCCUUUCCAUUUCAUUAUUAUUUCUUUGUCUUGUUUUAUAUUGGAUACUUGAGCGUGUGUGAUAUCGUUCUAUAAACAUUCAUCUUUCUACUGGCUGGGGAAACCCACAGAACUUGUCGGGCUACUCGCUCGCGCCUACAUAGCCUCCAUGUGAUGUAUGUAUGUACAUACAUACAUCUAAGCGGAGUUUUUGGAUGUGUUUUGGCAAAGAUGAAGGAUGUUGGUUCUACAUCUCACCGGUUGACUACGCAGCGUAAAGCCCACAGAUAUGAUAGGGAGGGGUAAACGGGUGUUGUAUUCGAGGUUAGCGGGCCCAGGCAUCUAUGAUCGCUCCGCAACAGACACCUGAUACGAAAAAGUCUUCAACAUCUGGGCUGGAUCCUGGGGCGCCAACAGACAGGUAUACCUGUUUCUGAAAAUUCGAUUCUAUUUCCCGCCGUUUUCUGUGGUUUGUUCUGAAUCGAAAAGUGAGUUUUAAGAAAGGUACGAUCAUGGAUGCUCCUGAGAGCCAACCGUAGCAUAGUGUAGAUGGGAAAGGAGAAAUAACCAUGCUCAGAAGCCAAUGAAAAUGGGGGAGAUCAAUGCCACAGAACCAUUAUAGGAAUAGUCGCCAUCCUCCAUACUAUACUGGUGUUGGAAUUAGCUUCUGGGAUAAGCCAAAAGUGCGGGGUGGGUUUGAGGCUGCUCAAUGCUUUCUUGUAGGUUUUACAUCGGAGGAAGGGGUCGCUGCCAGCUCAUAGAGGCUGUAUAUUAAUAUUUGAACUUUUGUUGCACGCUUGAUCAACCUGUUUGUCAAAUUGGCCUAUAUAGUUCUCAGCUCAGUUUUCUUUAGAGUUAAAAUCGGAUUAAUGAAAUGACGUCGCA
Blastomyces dermatitidis ER-3 is the source of this 2863-nucleotide messenger RNA. RefSeq names its product protein SYS1. The transcript is spliced from 2 exons. Lineage: Eukaryota; Fungi; Ascomycota; Eurotiomycetes; Onygenales; Ajellomycetaceae. Gene Ontology annotation, biological process: Golgi to plasma membrane protein transport; protein localization to Golgi apparatus; Golgi to endosome transport. The record is from RefSeq and is a predicted model, not a curated record. The coding region runs from base 1142 to 1813 and encodes 223 amino acids. Gene Ontology annotation, cellular component: trans-Golgi network; Golgi membrane.